Molecule: messenger RNA, 3863 nt
Organism: Salarias fasciatus (jewelled blenny)
Lineage: Eukaryota; Metazoa; Chordata; Actinopteri; Blenniiformes; Blenniidae
Gene: znf385a
Product: zinc finger protein 385A
Exons: 8
Coding region: 265-1599 (444 amino acids)
Cellular component (GO): nucleus
Molecular function (GO): zinc ion binding; nucleic acid binding
Source: RefSeq, a predicted model, not a curated record
CACACACACAGACACACACACACUCAGUUUUUCACCUGGAGAGGGUGAGCGCAGGAGACGGCAUGUGCAGCAGCAGCAGCAGCAGCAGCAGCAGCAGUCUCUCCUCUCAUCCAGCGCUGCCUCUCUGAGUUGCCUCUUUCUGGAGAGUGGAGAGGAACUCUGAAAAGACAUUUUGGAGCCAUUGUCCCCUCGGCGAGAUCGGGAGAGACGGGGGGCAGUGAGGGAGCACUUUACCGCCCAGGGACACCAAAGGCAGCGCACAGCAUGAUUUUGGGAGGCAUUAACCGGGCCGGGGCAGCAGUGCCAACGUUCUUGCGGACCCCCACGGUGAUCCAGCCCCACCUGGACAUGAAGCCCUUCCUGCAGUUCCCCAUGGAGACCCCCCCUCCUCCGCACAGCAUGAGCCUCUUCCACAACUUCAACACGAUGGACCCGGUGCAGAAGGCUGUGAUCAACCACACUUUUGGGGUUCCUCUGGUCAAAACCAAGCGGCCAGUCAUCUCCUGUAACGUCUGCCAGAUCCGCUUCAACUCAGAGAGCCAGGCAGAAGCGCACUACAAAGGGAACCGACAUGCCAGGAGAGUCAAAGGCAUCGAGACCUCUAAGAGUCGCCCUCAGGAGGGGGACAAGCCUCAUCCUCUGCCCCCCACCUCCUCCCCAUCCCCGCCCGGAGCGCCUGGCACGGCCCCAGACAGCGAGCCCAGCAAAGCGGAUGAGACCAGGCCUCUGUCGCAGCUAAAUGGGCCCCUGCUGGCCCCGGGGCCCCUGCCCCCCCUCCCAACCCCUCCGACUCCACCCAUGGACUCCCCCGUGCCGUCGGUGUGUCCCCUCAUUCCCGCCCCCACUCCCCCCGUGGUUCCCCCGGCCUCCACCUCCCCGGGCUGCGGAGGGGGCAGCUCCACCUCCGAGCAGGCCGGAUCCGGACCCCCGGUCUCAGGAGCAGCGGGGACCCCGGCCUCCAGCAGCCCGUCCACACCGGAAACAGAGGAGGACAAAGCCAAGAAGCUGCUGUAUUGCUCUCUGUGCAAGGUGGCCGUCAAUUCCUUGUCACAGCUGGAGGCCCACAACAAAGGUACUAAACACAAAACCAUCCUAGAGGCACGGAGCGGGCUGGGUCCCAUCAAGGCAUAUCCUCGCCUGGGCCCCAAGCCCAGUGGAGAGCAGGGCGGGGGGCCGGUGGACCCCAACACUCAGGAACGAACCUUCCACUGUGAGAUCUGCAACGUGCGGGUCAACUCUGAACUGCAACUUAAACAGCACAUAUCAAGUCGAAGGCACCGGGAUGGUAUGGCAGGCAAGCCGAACCCCCUCCUCAGCCGACACAAGAAGCACAGGGGAGCUGAUCUGACGUCUUCUUUGACCUUCUCCAAGGAUCUCACCAAAGCUUUGGGAGCGGGGCUCCUGCCCAGCCCCCUGGCUGUUGCUGCAGCAAUGGCCGCUGCCGCGUCCUCGAACCCGCUCGCUCUCCGGGCGGCUGCCCCCGCACCUCAUCCGCACCAUCACCUCCUGCAAGGCCCGCCUCUCAGCCACGCCAUCCUGAGACCCGCGCCGGGGCCCAUCCGCACCACCCACGGGCCCAUCCUCUUCUCCCCCUACUGACACACCCCCACCCCCGAUCUGACUCCCGUCGGGCAGAAACAUCCACUCCAAAAGCACACUGUGAAGCUACAAACAUGAUCAACAAACAGCAAUUGAUAGGGGGGGGGGAAAAAUAAUCAUCUAAAUAUCAGACUGAGAGAAUUAUCGAGGGAGAGGAAUAGCGGGACGGAGGACGAGGAUGUGUCUCCCUUUUUCCCUUUACCUGACAGUCUCCAUCCACUCUCCCUUCAUUUCAACAGACUUCUGCGUGUUCUGAAGAGGAAAUGAGCAGAGGAGAGGAAUCCAUUAUGCAUCGAAUGCCCUUGUACAUUUCCCACCUCCCCCAGUCCCUCCCUUGCACUCUGGCCCUGUCAUGGCCACCUCAGUAGCUACAGAAGAAACACAUGCAGAUCUUUCUAGAAGCGUUAAACCACAUGUAGUGUUACAUAAAUCUUCUGAGCCAGGUUGGUUGUCCUCCUGUCAUCACGGCUCAGUGUGUUCUUCUCAUCCUAUGCACCUCAGAACCAGAGACAAUAAUGUUAUGUCAGUAGGGUAGCUGCUUCCAUCGGUCUUUGCUGUGUUGCGCCAUAUGUAGCUGUGGCGGCCUCCUCAGUAGUACUGUACAUGUCCUGCUCUGUGCCGGAGGCCAUCAGCUCUUCAGUCUGUGACACUAGGUCCUUGGUAGAUUCAACAUGACUUCGGCUGACGGGCAGGCGGUGGUAGCCAUAUCCGACGGUUCGGGGUGGGACGGUGGGGUUCAGAGGGCAGGAAAGCGACUAUAGGGGACUGCGCGCCCCUGUCAUUGGUGAGAAGGGGGCUGGCACGGGUCAGUGGAAGGCUUCUCCCCCCGCAGCAUGCACACACAGCCUCGGCAAAUUUAUUUUUAAAAUAGAAAGUACCAACAAAAUUGGCCUCGGGGCACAUCUGCCAUCCUCCAUAACAGUCAAGGAGGAGGGGAAGUCACACAUCGGUACAUGAAGCACUGCGGUGUUUAAUACAUAAUCACAGCGUUAAACUUCGAUUUAUUGAAGGACUCCUGCGCUUUUACAUGCAGUGGCGAGGGUCACUGAUCUGAAAAGAACAUAGGCGACACAGGAUGAGACUUCUGUUCAGAGGAAGCUAUGGAAAAGGUUAUUGACAUCCCUUCACUUCUCCCUGACCUUUGAGAGCAGACUCACUGAGUGCGCAGGCAGGUAAGACUUCGGCGUGACCUUGUGUACCGAUGUGUUUGAGUUAUUGCUGCGUGUAAACUCGCGGGAAGGUCGCACAGUGUCAGACUUCUUUCUUGACCUCUGCCACUCCCGCUUCGUCCUCCUCCCACUCUGCUCCUCUCUGACAUCCAGAGGUUCAUUUGAAUCUGCGAUCAAGGACAUAUUAACACUGGCAACCAUUACGCUGAGAGGAAACAAACUAAAUAGAGGAAGAUGAAAGCCAAAUACAUUCUUGGAGAAAUGAUCUUGAGCUGAAAUGACAACCCAGCCUGAAUCCUAGGGAAGCCGCCAGGAACGGGAGCCACAAAGUCCAGCCCGAGGCGUCCCACCAUACUUCCUGUCUUACAACUGAAAGCCAUGAAACGCACCAUGAUUUGUUUUCUUUUACAAAUACUGGUGAGCACUUUGUUUUGUUGGGGUUCGGACUGUUCCGUUUGCAUUUAUAUCACACAUUAAAAAAGAGCAAAACAGAAAACACAACUAAAAAUAUUUUUGUAGGUAGGAAAUGUUAAUAACUUCAUCCAUGAAGGGAAAGAAAGAAAGAAAGAAAGGGGGUAGGAUUAUAAGUGAAGUGUAGUGGAUUAUAUAAGUAACUCAGACAGGCAGUCCAAAUGACUCAGUGGGGAGCCACAAAAAGAUAGCUGAGCAGCAGCAGACCCGUCCUUGCCUGACAGCUGCAGACUAACACCUUUUUUCUGAACGAUAUGUACACUGUGCCCUUUCAUUGAGAAGCAAUGAGAUCUAAUGUCUUACCUUUGUCUGAAUAUUGCAAUGCAAUGAGCAAUUUUUAUGGGAGUGACUUGUUAUCAUUGUGACAUGUUGUGACAUGUUGUCUGGACUCGUGUGUGAACCGGGAGCGCGCCAGCCGACAGACCUUUCUGUUCUUCCAUAAGGAGUAGAAAUCCCGGCGGGGGGACUGAGAGCGAGGGACGGAGAGAGACGGAGGUGUAGCUGGGCGUAGGGACCGACCCUUCAUAUUAAAGGGCCUUUUAACUAUGGUAAUCUCUGCUUGGGGAACAGGGUACAACACCAGGUAUCAAGGGAUUAAAGCUAGAUCUAUUCAACAGGAUUUUU